This is a messenger RNA of Echinops telfairi (small Madagascar hedgehog), 2393 nucleotides long. RefSeq names its product ubiquitin specific peptidase 21 (gene USP21). The coding region runs from base 421 to 2118 and encodes 565 amino acids. Gene Ontology annotation, cellular component: cytoplasm. The transcript is spliced from 11 exons. Gene Ontology annotation, biological process: protein deubiquitination. The record is from RefSeq and is a predicted model, not a curated record. Gene Ontology annotation, molecular function: cysteine-type deubiquitinase activity. NCBI's taxonomy places the organism in Eukaryota, Metazoa, Chordata, Mammalia, Afrosoricida, Tenrecidae.
CCGUUUAAUCGGCUGCUUUGCAGCGUGGAGGGGCAGGUUUCCGAGGGUGGACUGUUAUCCUUACCCCCACACCCCCUAUUUGACCAGAGGUCCUAAGUGACUAGGGUCGCGUCCCACUGAACUAGACAGGUCUUCAGAGAGUAAAGACGGUGGUGAUGGGAACCAUCACGGGGUUUCUGUAAAGCUAUGUUGCAGGGAGGCGGUGGGAGACCAGAAAGGGUCAAGUCGUGGGCUGCUAUCACUCAUUUGUAUACUCAACAGAUACUGAGUCUAUACACAACCUAGGUACUAGGGAUGCAAUGAUACGAGAGGCGCAGAGCGCAGAGAGGUUACUAGGGAAGGAACCCUAGUUCCCAUGGCCCUGCAUACUCAAAUGCUGACCAUCUCUUCUCCUCCCAGGUCCAGCCUGUGGUGUCCACAAUGCCCCAGGCCUCUGAGCACCGCCUGGGCCGAAACCGAGAGCCACCUGUUAAUGUCCAGCCCCGGGUGGGAUCCAAGUUAUCACUUGCCCCCCGGGCCCGCAGCAAGGAGCGGCGCAACCCAGUCCCUGGACCAAACUCUAUGUUAAGACCUCUGCCUCCCCGGCCAGGGCCCCCAGAGGAGCGGCUCAAGAAAUUGGAGCUGGGGCCGGGAAGAGCCUCGGGCUCUCGGUCCAGAGGCCCUCUUCGGGCAGAUCAUGGGGUCCCCCUGCCCGGCUCACCACCACCAGCCGUGGCUCUGCCUCUCCCGUCCAGGACCAACCUCGCUCGGUCCAAGUCUGUGAGCAGUGGGGACUUGCGCCCAAUGGGGAUUGCCAUGGGAGGGCACCGUGGUGCUGGGGAGCUGGGGGCCGCACUGAGCCGCUUGGCGCUCCGCCCUGAGCCACCCACUUUGAGACGCAGCACCUCCCUCCGCCGCCUAGGGGGCUUUCCUGGGCCCCCCACCCUGCUCAGCAUACGAACGGAGCCCCCUACCUCGCAUGGCUCCUUCCAUGUGAUAUCUGCCCGGUCCUCUGAGCCUUUCUACUCUGAAGACAAGAUGGCUCAUCACACACUCCUCCUUGGCUCUGGUCAUGUUGGCCUCCGGAAUCUAGGGAAUACGUGCUUCCUAAAUGCCGUGCUACAGUGUCUGAGCAGCACUCGGCCUCUUCGGGACUUCUGUCUGCGAAGGGACUUUCGGCAAGAGGUGCCUGGAGGGGGCCGAGCCCAAGAGCUCACUGAAGCCUUUGCAGAUGUGAUUGGUGCCCUGUGGCACCCUGACUCCUGCGAAGCUGUGAAUCCUACUCGGUUCCGAGCUGUCUUCCAGAAAUACGUCCCCUCCUUCUCCGGAUACAGCCAGCAGGAUGCCCAAGAAUUCCUGAAGCUCCUCAUGGAGCGGCUGCAUCUGGAAAUCAACCGACGAGGCCACCGGGCUCCCGCAAUCCUGGCCAACAACCCAGCUCCCUCACCACCCCGCAGGGCAGGGGCUCUGCUGGAAGAUCCUGAGCUAAGUGAUGAUGACCGAGCCAAUCUAAUGUGGAAGCGGUACCUGGAGCGAGAGGACAGCAAGAUUGUGGACCUGUUUGUGGGCCAGUUGAAAAGUUGCCUCAAGUGCCAAGCCUGUGGGUAUCGCUCCACGACCUUCGAGGUUUUUUGUGACCUGUCCCUGCCCAUCCCCAAGAAAGGAUUUGCUGGGGGCAAGGUGUCUCUGCGGGAUUGUUUCAGCCUUUUCACCAAGGAAGAAGAGCUGGAGUCGGAGAACGCCCCAGUGUGUGACCGGUGUCGGCAGAAAACACGAAGUACCAAAAAGUUGACAGUCCAGAGAUUUCCCAGAAUCCUUGUGCUCCAUCUGAAUCGAUUUUCUGCCUCUCGGGGCUCCAUCAAGAAAAGUUCAGUAGGUGUUGACUUCCCACUGCAGCGACUGAGCCUAGGUGAUUUUGCUAGUGACAAAGCAGGAAGCCCUGUGUACCAGCUGUACGCCCUCUGCAACCACUCGGGUAGCGUCCACUAUGGCCACUACACAGCCCUGUGCCGAUGCCAGACUGGUUGGCAUGUCUACAAUGACUCUCGUGUCUCCCCCGUCAGUGAAAACCAGGUGGCAUCCAGUGAGGGCUAUGUGCUGUUUUACCAACUAAUGCAGGAGCCGCCCCGGUGCCUGUGACACUCCCUUUAAGCCCCAGCACCUGUGAAUCCCAUGACACCCUUCAGCCCCAGACUCCCCAUUUACCUCAGAGACGUCUAUUUUUGUGUCUUUUUAAUCGGGGAGGGGGGAGGGGGAGGUUGUAGCUCCCGUUAUUUUUUUUAUUAAGACAGACCCACCUGGAGGCUCCCUCGUCUCCUAGCCCCAUGUACAGAAUUCACCAGCCCCCUGCCCCUGUACAGUCCCCAGUCCCUCUGCAGUCUCACUUUUUGUGAAUAAAUUUAUUAAGAAAAGGU